CUCCACUUCUGCUGCCAGUGUGUGGCUGGAGGAGUCCAGACCUGAGAGUGAUGGGACCAUCUUGCCCCUAACCAUGGGCCCCCCAAAAAUCACCAGGGAAGAGGAAGCGGCCAUGUUCAUCCAGGCGUGGUGGCGGGGCACCCUGGUACGCCGUACGCUGCUGCACGCGGCACUCAGAGCAUGUAUCAUUCAGCGCUGGUGGAAGCAGAUGCUGGUGAAGCUGCUGGAGAGGAAGAGGAAACUGGCCCUAGAUUUCUAUGUACGCCAAGAAUGGGCAGUGGUCAAGCUGCAAUCCUGGGUCCGCAUGUGGCGCGUACGCCUUCGUUACUGCCGUUUGCUCCACGCUGCCCGCAUCAUCCAACUCUACUGGCGCUGGCAUAACUGCCGUUCCCGUGGCUUUAUUCAGGGCCAUUACAUCUUCAAAGAAAGCCAACUGAAUCUUCAACUUGAGAUCUCUUUAGGCGCACAGGCUUGUAGAGUGCAACAGUGCAUACCCCUUCCAAUAAAGGAAUGAUCA
Molecule: messenger RNA, 517 nt
Organism: Lutra lutra (Eurasian river otter)
Lineage: Eukaryota; Metazoa; Chordata; Mammalia; Carnivora; Mustelidae
Product: IQ domain-containing protein F5-like
Exons: 2
Coding region: 74-514 (146 amino acids)
Molecular function (GO): calmodulin binding
Source: RefSeq, a predicted model, not a curated record